AUGCGCAAAUCGCACUCUUUAUUACAAGUUUUACUUCUCUUCAGGCUUGCAUUGGCACAUGGAGACCAUGGACACGAGAAAGUCAUGGAUUUGGGUGGAGAGGCGGAGUAUGCUCAGAGACACAUGGCUAAGGAACACCACAUUGAUACGUUCGACCCGGAAUCGUUCUUCCAUAUCCACGACUUAAAUAGGAAUGGAGUACUCGAUAAAGACGAAAUCGAAGCCAUCUACGGCGUGCACCAUCCUUACUCGCAAAAGAAGUCAGCCGACGAGAUAGCACACCAAGCCAAGGCUGACCAUAUCGUCAACACCGUUCUCGGGAUUUAUGAUAAGAACAAUGAUGGGAAGAUCUCUGUGGAAGAGUUUAUGGAGAAGGGAGUGAAGGCGCUCCCGAAUUUUGAGGGACUUGGUGCUGAAGGGCAUCAUUAUGAUGUUGAGAGCGAGGAAUUCCACUCAACGCCAGAUACUCAAACGGACGAGUCGUAUAACCACCCAGAAGACAUCGAGCACUUCGCCGCCCACGAAGAUAUCGAGCGACAAGAAGCGAUCAAGGAGGCAGAGUUCCAAGGUAUCUCAGUCGAAGACGCAAUCAAGAUACACGAAGAAGCGGAAGCAUCCGCGGAAGCACGUGCGAAGGAACGGGAGCUCGAGGAGAAGGCACAACAGCAGAAACCGAGGCCGACCAGACCUGUUGAUCCCGAGAAGCUCGAUCCAGCUGUGCGAUUUGGUGGGGCCGUGAAAGAGGGCGAGGCGCAUGGAGAGUGGGGGACGGGAGAAAAGGGGUAUAAGGUGCCGCAGUCGCCUAGUGAAAGAAUGAGGAAGAACGUGCCGUACAAGUACAAGUUCCGCCGCAAUUGGGGCGAUUUCUGA
This is a messenger RNA of Fomitiporia mediterranea MF3/22, 870 nucleotides long. RefSeq lists its product as uncharacterized. Bases 1 to 870 code for a protein of 289 amino acids. Gene Ontology annotation, molecular function: calcium ion binding. The transcript has 7 exons. Gene Ontology annotation, cellular component: endoplasmic reticulum-Golgi intermediate compartment; extracellular exosome. The record is from RefSeq and is a predicted model, not a curated record. Lineage: Eukaryota; Fungi; Basidiomycota; Agaricomycetes; Hymenochaetales; Hymenochaetaceae.